Messenger RNA from Candida albicans SC5314, 975 nucleotides. RefSeq lists its product as uncharacterized. Lineage: Eukaryota; Fungi; Ascomycota; Pichiomycetes; Serinales; Debaryomycetaceae. The transcript has a single exon. Bases 1 to 975 code for a protein of 324 amino acids. The record is from RefSeq and is a predicted model, not a curated record.
AUGUCCAGUCUAUGUGGGCGUGUAGGGCCCUUCCACAAAUGUAUUGGCAUACCAACUAUUACGUCAAUAUUUCUGUUGGCAAAAAUUGGGCUUACACAAACACUUUAUUUUUUUUUUGCAACUCUGACAAUGAUGAUAUCGUUUCACACGCUUAUGAAGUACAUUAUCACAAUUAUACCAGAAGUAUCCUAUUUGAUAUCGUUCCUUCAAUUCUAUUAUACGUAUUUUACUGGGUUAUUGUUUUUAUUGUCAAGAAUCAGGAUUAGAAACAUCCAAAAGGAAACCACCAAAAUUAUUUUUAGUUUGUACAAAAAUGAAGGAGCCCUUUACGAUUUCUGGUUUAGUUGCAAUAUUAUCACUAUUACUACAGGUAUGAUAUGGGCGUUUCUAAAACACAAUGCAAAUAGCAAAUCAAAGGAUGCGUUGGUAGUUAUAAUCAUUUCCUCGGUUUUGCGAUUUUCCGUUAUGUCUGCCCACCAGAUCAAACAGUAUACCUUGAAGCGUAACUGGCUUCCAAAUGCCAAAUAUGUAUUGAAUGUGCCUAUAACCAGAUUUCUCCAGAUGGAUAGUAUGUGCAUGUUGGUCAUUGCAGAGUUAUUUUUAGAAUCAAAGCAAGGCAUAUCAAAAGUAGCAUUGUUGGUGUUGCAUUCCAUCUUAAGCUUGCUAGGUGUUUUCGAUUUUGAAAUGACAAAAAGGGUUUUACCCUAUCAGCACGUCUACUUGUUUGUGUUUGGAUUGUUAGAGAAUUGGAUUUUAGUAUUGUUUUGGUAUGAAUGCAGAAACAGUAAAGCAAUUUUGUAUACACUUUGCUAUUUACUAAAAUGGAAUGGAAACACUGCUAGUCAAUCAGUAAACUUGAUUAUUACGUUGGUCCUCAAAUUUACCAAAAACGACGAAACUGCUACCAAGAUGGAGUCUGAUCGUAUAGCCUCAUUUGGGUUUGAUUGCUUUAGUAUUAUUAGCGAUUUGCAUUAA